CGCUCUCGGUUUUAAUUUCCUGCGAUUUUGUUUUAAACGCUAUUCAUCCCCUUCUAGCGUUGGGCCUUUAUUCUAAUAGUUGGUAUCGGAGCCAUACUCUCUGAAAGACUUAACCGUUUGAGAGAAACGAUCAAUGGCUUCUACUCAAAACUUAUACGCAGGAUUAGGAGAAGGGCAAUCUACCACGAGGCCUCCAUUAUUUGAUGGAACAAAUUACACAUAUUGGAAGGAGCGGAUGAGAAUUUUCAUCCAAUCCAACAACUUUCUCCUAUGGAGAAUUAUCAAGAAUGGGGAAGAAGUGCCCAUGAAGAAAGUUGGGGAAACCACCGUUCCCAAAACCGAAGACGAAUACGAUGCGCAGGAUAUCAAGAAAAUAGAGAACAACGCCAAGGCUAUCAACAUUCUUUACUGUGCAGUAAAUCCGAACGACUACCGGAAAAUUUCAUGUUCUUCGACCGCUAAAGAUAUGUGGAACAAGCUCGAAAUCACAUAUGAAGGUAUGAAUCAAGUCCGAGAAGGUAAGAUAGAUUUUCUAACCCAUGAAUAUGAAUGGUUUCGUAUGAAGGAGAAUGAGAAAAUCGAUGAGAUGUUUGAACGAUUCUCCAAAAUCGUUAAUGAUCUCCAUGCUCUCGAGAAGACGUACACGGACAAGGAGCUUGUGAGAAAAAUCCUGCGAAGUCUCACACCGGAGUGGCGAUCCAAAGCCGAUGCCAUUCAAGAAUCUAUCGGCAUCACCAACGUCACCAUUGACGGACUUAGAGGUAAUCUCAAAACCUAUGAGUCUACCAUUCUUUAUCCCUCUCUAGGUGAACAAAAGAAGAAUGGGAUUGCCCUCAAGGCAUCUACAAGCCAAGAACGUGCUAUGGAGGACUUGAGUGACGAAGACGAGUUCGGGAUCGUGCUCAAGAAGUUCCAUAAGUUCAUGAGCCAAGAGUAUGAACGGAAAGGAAAGAAGCAAAGAGGUCCACCCAAAUGCUAUGGGUGUGGAGAAGUUGGGCAUAUAAAGCCAAAAUGUCCAAACGCCAAGAACAAGAAGAAAAUGUUCAAGAAACACCGAGCCUACAUCUCAUGGAGAGGUGAUUCCGGCGAUGAGUCAUCGGAAGACGAAGAAAAUGAAAGCGCCAACCUUUGCUCCAUGGCACACGAGGAACCACCGGAAGAGGACACCCCUAACUCCACCCCGCUCAAAAGCACACCUACAAAAGAGGAAGCUCACCAUGAAAUGUCAAGAAUGACAACAAGAAGAUCAAGACCACCCAUAAUUGAAGGCUUCAUUGUCGACUGUGUGGGAAAACCAAAACUAGAAUGCGAGGGAUACAACGGGCCAUUUCUCUUCCUAGGCCCUUCAGGAUCACCGAGGGAAGAUGGAAAAAGGCCACGAACAGCAAUACCUACCAAAAUCUCGCCUCAUACCAUGGCCUUCAACGAACGCUCCAUCAUCACCUCAACCAUGAAGACUAUACAAGAGUGGAUUUGGACUCACAAAGACAAAAAAUGGAUGAUCCUUGAUGACAAUCUCAAAUCUUUGGGUCUUCGUUCCAACCUACGCAAGCCUUCUACCUUGUUUAUGUUUAGUGGCGCCACUAAUAAAGCCCCUAUAAAACGCAGCAGCGAGCAGAAACAAGCUGAGUUUGCUGUGGAAGAGCACACUGCUGAACCUUGCACACCUGCAGCUCCAUCGACUUCCGUAGUUCUUAGGAAAAGUCCAUGUCUUUUAUGUUUAGAACAAUCACCCACUGCCCUUGUCCCCAAUGCAAUCUUUAAUAGGCCAAAACGAGAUGUUGCGACUAUUUUAGAAAGUAUAGUUGAUGACAAAGAUUAUAAGACUCGUAUGUCUCUGAACGGCCUUUUUAACCUCUUGCAGAGGUUAAAUAGUGAGCAAAAAAAAGCUGUUGAAGAGUUGGGUUUUCAUUCCCUUUCUGGUCUUCAAGCGUCAGUUCUACUGGUAAAGCUCUCAAAAUGGCUUGUUCAAAACUUUGACCUAGACAGCUGUUCACUUAAUCUUUUAAAUGAGCGGGUUAGAAUCACAGAAAAGGAUGUCCAUCUAACCCUUGGCCUCCCGACCGGGCCAUUUGAUGUGCUAGAAGCUCAAAACAAGCCAACAGACCUUGAGGAUUAUAAGACUUUGGUCCUUAAGUGGAGAGAUGAGUGGGGUUUACAGAGGGAUUUUCCACGUACCAAUGCUAUGCCCGAUAGAAUUUUAGGAAUGGCGGGGUCAAGUGAAGGAUUUAAGCUCAAUUUUAUGGUGUUCUUCAUCUCUACCUGCAUAUCCGGAAACACAAAUACAUUUGCAAAUUCAAGAGUUUUGCACUCCUUAGUCGAUUUGAGUAACGUGAAUAAAUUAAACUGGUGCAAGUAUACCUUGACCAGUUUAAUUAAUUCUACCAUUCAAUGGAAGCGAAAGUCAAAUCCUUAUUUUACUGGGCCUGUUUUGUUCUUAAUGAUGUUUUAUGUUGAUAGGGUUGUCUUCCAAAUGAGAGUAGUGCCUAGAACUUUUCCAACUAUGCUAGGUUGGACUUCGCAGAAGCUUAAGGAAAGAGAAGGAUUGGAGCGGGAAUCUGGUGGUUUUGGCUGUGGUAGCGUGGACCCACAAAUCAAUAAAGAGUUGUUUUCAAAUGAAAACCCGUCUCUUGAAGAUCCUCCUAAGAAAACAUCACAAUCACAGAACGACGUUUUAGAGGAGGCACGGACUGCUGCAAAAGAGUUGGUGCAAAAAACAUCAAAGUGGGACACCGUCUGUAGAGGCUUGAAUCGUGAGUUCCCAAAUUCAAAUGCCGUCAAGAGAAUGCAACAAACUACUGCAGAAGUGAUUGUUGCUGUUGGUAAAAGUCCAAGAAUAUCAGGUACUCCGAUUUCGGAAACAAAUCCGAAACUGCAAUUCAAAGUAGUCCACGAGAGCCCUUCUUUCUUGGCUGAAAUAUCUCGACUUGAAAUGGAAUUUUUCACGGUGAAGCGCAACCUUGAGACCAACAGUCAAGACUUGUCCAUGCCAUCAUUUAGCUUAGGGCUUACACUAGAGGAAAAGGAAAAUCAAAAUGAGGAUAUUCAAUAUGAAGAGGUUCAGCAUGAGGAGAUUCAAACAAAGAAUGGAGAUGGCACAGCCCAAACAUGCAAUCUCACUGCAUUGGCAGAUGAUGUACAGAGUCACCCCGAAAUUGAGCCUAUCCCAGCUUUUCCAGAGAGUGCAGUUCAAGGGAAACAAGAAGAAACUGUUCUUUUUCAGCCAACCCCACCAUAUACUCACUUUACAAGGCAAGAAAUUGCAUCCUGUCUUAGCCCUGGUGAAAGUCCUGUAUUCAUUAAUAGACGACUUCAGCCCCAAAGGAAGAAAGAAUUUGCACGCGCCUUAUGUUCUCCUUUUUGGAUAAGAAACAUGGAAGCACUCUCACGGUUGAGCCGUGCCGAGAAGCGAAGCAAUUUAAUAUGCUUUUCCGAAGGGUCUAUCUCGUCGCUUAUUUUACAAAUUUGGUGUCGAUUCUUGAAUGCCGAGGAAAAGCAUCGAAGCAAGUCAGAUGUCUAUCGAGUUUUCCUUAGCACGAAUCCUUUUGCUGAGUUUGUAAAGAUCAGUUUAUAUGACGAUGCUCAUGAAACCUUUUGUGAAGUCGCUGACAGAGAAUUGGUAGAACAACAGUUUUAUAGCGGCAUUGAUAUGUGUACUGCAGAUUUGACAAGGAUGAUGUUUAUAUAUCUCACUGACUUGCAGAAAAAGGGAAUGUGUGAGUUUUUCAAUGAAAAACAACUUGAGCAAAGAGCAAGUAAAAUUUCCAACUUUCCUUUUGAAAUAACAAAGAAGGCAUGUUAUGGGAACAUGGAAGGUAUGGGUGUUGGUGUCAUAGCCAUGAGGCAAUUGGAAACUUUCAAGGGGAAUUUGAAUACGUGGAAGAUGGAUUUGAACAAAAAUGAUAAUGGAGAUAGCUUGCCAAUGAAGAAGAUAGGCGAUAUACUCAUCCUGAAGGACGAGGAUGAAUAUGAUGAAGUCGAUCUUAAGAAGGCUCAAUUAAAUGCCACCGCCAUCAACUUCUUGUAUUGUGUUGUCAACGCCAACGAUUAUCAAAAGAUAUCUCGUUGCCAAACCGCCAAUCAAAUGUGGAACAAGCUCAUGAUCGCAUACGAAGGUACGCCUCAAGUUCGUGAAUCAAAAAUUGAUUUACUAACCCAUGAAUAUGAGUUAUUUGCAAUGAAAGAGAACGAACUUGUGGAGGACAUGUUUGGAAGAUUUUCAAACAUCGUCAACGACCUUGAUAUGCUUGGAAAGACACUCACCGACAAAGAGUUAGUGAGAAAAAUUCUGCGAAGUCUUACCAAGGAAUAGGAGUCGAAGAUUAUUAAUAUAUAAUUUCUAUAAUUUUUUAAUAUACAAAUUACAAGAUAAAAUGGAUUAAAGAAGUGUAUUGGAUGGUGUGUAAAAAUGAAAGUGGACAAAUACU
This is a messenger RNA of Cuscuta campestris, 4427 nucleotides long. The record is from the annotation of a GenBank genome assembly. NCBI's taxonomy places the organism in Eukaryota, Viridiplantae, Streptophyta, Magnoliopsida, Solanales, Convolvulaceae.